This is a messenger RNA of Meloidogyne enterolobii, 2084 nucleotides long. The record is from the annotation of a GenBank genome assembly. Lineage: Eukaryota; Metazoa; Nematoda; Chromadorea; Rhabditida; Meloidogynidae.
UUUUUUCAAUAUUGAGGUUUAUCAUGUCUGCUUUCAAUUUUGAAAAUUGUGCUCUGUUACCUAAUAGGGCAUUGUUUUCUUCUACCCUUUUAACUCGGAAUAGAUGAUAUUGCUCACAAUCACCUAUAUUCUAGAGAAAAGCAAAAAUAAGUAAAUGAGGGGGUGGGGGAGGAUAACGGAAUGAGGGAGUGAUAACGGAAAAUUGUACACAUUUUUUAUAUUUGUACGUAGAAUCUUUCUUAAAAAAAUUUUUUUAAUAAAAAAAAAUUUUCUUGAAUUUUUGAUAUGUAAAUAUUCAAUUAUAUUUAAAAAUUCUUUUUAAUUUUAUUUUUCAGUUAAAAAAAUUUUUUUUUCGAUUUUUAAAAGAAAAAAUGGAUGACCAACAACAACAACAACAAAUAAAUACAACAAAUUCUUCUCACCAAAUUUUAUCUCCCCCAAAUACAACAACUACAGCAUAUACACAAUUAAGAAGUGUAGUAGCCCCACAACAAUCAUCAACAACAACAGCGACAAACUUUUCUCCUUUACAACAACAAUUGGGAGGAAAUGAGGGUUUUGGACACCAAGUACAACAACAAACACAGCAACAAAUAAAUAAUAAUAAAAAAAUUAUUUAUUCUCCACAACAUAACAAACAACAACAGUGGAUGAAGAACCCAAGUCCUUCAAUGGCAGCACCCCCAACUCCUCUCCAUCACUACCAACAACAAUCACAGCAACAACAACAAUUUAUACCUUUGCAUCACUCACAAUCUGAACAUUCAAUUUUACAACACAAUUCGCCUACAAUUUUACAACAAUUAAAUUCAGCCCCGUUGGCUACAACAAAUGUUUCUACAACAUCCUCUCCUUCAAAUGAAAGCGUUGAACAACGUCAACAACAACAAAUUUCGAACAAACAAAAUUAUAUUCAGCAACAACAAUUUCAACAAAAACAUCGUCCAAUAGAAAUGUUGUAUUCUCAAAACAACAAUAGAAACAUUCCUCUCCAACAUGAAACUUCUGAAACUCCAACAGAUAUUGGAACAACAAACACUGGAAACAUUGUUUUACAACUACAACAAAACACGCAGCAACAACAAAAUUAUCCUUCGAGUUCAUCAGGACCUAUUCGUAUAAAACAAACAAACAACAACAAUCCUUUAAACAUACAACAACAUAAUUCGUCUUUUGUCCCACUCUCUCAACAACAUCCACAACAUCCACCACCACAACAACAUCAACGUAUUCUUAUUCAUCAUCAAAACAAUCCUUUAAUGACUUCACCAGAACUAACAACAACAACAAUAAAUCCAACAAACAUUCACCCCCAACACCAACAACCUAUACAUUCGUCUUAUAUUGGUUCACAACGUUUUGCUAUGUUUGUUUUAAAUGAUAUGGAUACACAAAGUUUAUCUCCAAAAACAAAAUAUAGAGAAUUAAAGAAGAAAUUUAAAUUUUUGGUUUAUGAGAAUGAAUAUUAUCAGGAAGAAUUGCGUAAUUUACAGCGUAAACUACUCAAAUUAUCUAGAGAUAAAAAUUUUUUGCUCGAUAGACUUGGACAACAUGAAAAUUUGAGUGAAUCUAGUGAUGAUUCUGAUACCUCUACGAAAACUUUGGAUGAUAAAGGGAUUCCUAAACCUAAACGAAAACGUCCUUCACAAGCAAGAAAAAGACCAGCACCAAAUACAACAACAACACCAAAUUCAUUAACAAAUAACACUUCACAAAAGCGUAAGACUGGUGGUGGAGGUGCUGCUAGGAAGAAAGAGGAAACGGACAAAAAUAUUCAAAAACCAGAAAAAGAAGACAAUCAACAAGAACAACAAAAAAUUGAAAUAAUAAAAAAAGGUGAAGGAGAAUCAAUUAAUAUAAUUGGAACUAAUAUAGUAAGCAGUAGUAGCAGUAGUGGAGGAGGGAGUGGAAUUAAUUUAAAUAAUGACCAACAACAACAACAACAAAUUUCACCUCCACAACAAAAGAGACAAAAAGUUGAAUUAAAAGAAGAACAAUUGGAGAAUAAUAAUUGUGUUUUUGAGAAUGUUACAAGUACAAGUAAUAGUGGAUUAAAUGAAGGGAGAUGGAUCGGAAAAUAUUAA